Messenger RNA from Chelmon rostratus (copperband butterflyfish), 2841 nucleotides. Its product is annotated as taste receptor type 1 member 3. Gene Ontology annotation, cellular component: membrane. Gene Ontology annotation, molecular function: G protein-coupled receptor activity. The coding region runs from base 1 to 2559 and encodes 852 amino acids. Lineage: Eukaryota; Metazoa; Chordata; Actinopteri; Chaetodontiformes; Chaetodontidae. The transcript is spliced from 8 exons. The record is from RefSeq and is a predicted model, not a curated record. Gene Ontology annotation, biological process: G protein-coupled receptor signaling pathway; sensory perception of umami taste; sensory perception of sweet taste.
AUGGCUGUACCUGUCAUUCUGCUGGUUCUGUGCUGGCCAUUCAGACUGAGCUGCAGUGCGAGUACACCUGGAUGGUUCCACAAUAUUUCCACCAAUCUCUUCAAUUUGUCUGGGGAUGUUACGCUCGGAGGGCUCUUUCCCAUUAACCAGCUCACCAGCAACCUCAGCCAGAGGAGGGAGCCUGACAACAUCAGCUGUGAAAGUAUAAAUGAGCGUGGACUUGGCCUCGCUCUCGUUAUGAAAUAUGCAGUGGAUGAGAUCAAUGCAAAACAAAUUCUGCUCCCAGGCGUCAAGUUGGGUUAUGAAAUCUAUGACACAUGCACACAAUCUGCAGUCGUUGUGAAGCCUGCCAUCUCCUUUCUCACUGCAAAAUCAAACAGAGUGCUAACUGCGCAGUGUAAUUACACCAACUAUGAAACCAGCAUAUCAGCCGUGAUUGGUCCGUAUACCUCGGAAAUGGUGUCAGUCAUAGGAAAACUCCUGGGAUUCUUUCUGGUGCCACAGAUUAGCUUCGGUGCCACCAGCGACAAAUUCAGUGACAAACUUCUCUACCCGUCAUUCUUCCGUACGGUGCCCAGUGACAAAUGGCAGGUGGAAGUCAUCGUGCUUCUGCUGUUGGAGUUUAAAUGGAACUGGGUGGUGGUGGUGGGCAGUGAAGAGGAGUAUGGUCAACGAGGCGUGCAGGAAUUCUCCAAAUUAGCAGAAAAUAAGUCUGUCUGUGUGGCCUACCAGGGGCUGAUCCCAGUCUACACUGACCCCGAACCAGCGGUCAAAACCAUCAUCGACAAUAUCAACGAAACCAACGUCGGAGUGGUGGUGGUCUUUUCUCUCCCAGAGCAAGCUGAGGUCUUUUUUAGAGAGGUCAUCAGGAGGAAUGUAACAGGCGUGUGGAUAGCCACCACCAGCUGGGCAAUCCAUAACGCAGUGACUUCUCUCCCCAAUAUUGAAAAAAUCGGAACAGUCAUUGCCUUCACUGAUAAUUUGCAGACCCUGAGUCAGCUCACCGCCUACACAGAGGAGCUCUUCAUUAAACUGAGCGAGGAGAGGGCAAAUAAGUCCCCCCCAGCGGCCACUUCUGACAGUCCCUGCCCACAAUGCUGGAACUUGUCACCUGCUAAUAUCAGCUUGGUGACAGACCCUGCAGUGCAGCGCACAGCCUUCAGUGUGUAUGCUGCCGUCUACAGUGUGGCACAGGCACUGCAUAACCUGCUGGGAUGCAAUUCAACUGCCUGUAAGAUGGGACCUGAAACCAAAAUCUACCCAUGGAAGCUGUUGGAGGUUUUAAAGAAUACAUCUGUAGACAUAAAUGGCACACAUUUCAUAUAUGACAGUAAUGGCAACCCAAACAUAGGAUACAAUUUGGUUCAGUGGGUCUGGAAAGACUCUAAUUUAGAAUUCACGAAUGUUGGAAACUUUUUUGAAACAUUGGUGAUCAACAAGUCCCUCUUCCAAUGGCACACUGAAAACUCAGAGGUCCCCGUGUCCACCUGCUCAGCAGAUUGUAAGACAGGCCAGGUCCGCCGAGUCAAAGGUUUCCACUCCUGCUGUUUCGAUUGUAUUGACUGUUUGCCAGGCACCUACCAGAAAAAUAAAGAGGACAUUCAGUGCAGUAAGUGCCCUGAGGGUCAAUGGUCUGUGAUCCGCAGCACUGUUUGCACUAAUCCCACCUUUGACAUUUUGUCAUGGGACACACCUGAAGCUCUGGAAAUGAUGCUGGCCGGGGUGCUGCUGCUGGUAUGUCAGGGGUCAGUGGGUGUUGUGUUCCUGAUGCACCGGGGGACCCUUUUGGUAAAGGCCUCAGGGGGAGCCCUGAGUUUUGUGGCUCUGGUAAGUCUGAUGGGAGCUUGCACCAGCCUGCUGCUCUUCCUGGGGGAGCCAGGGAACGUGGUGUGUCGUCUUCAGCUGCCCCUCACCUCCAUUUUCCAAACAGUGGCCCUCUCCAUUAUCACAUCCAUCUCACUACAGAUAGUCUAUGUGUCAGAGUUCCCAAAGAUGGCCGCCUCUCACCUGCAUGUAUUAAGAGGCCCUGGAAGCUGGCUGUUUCUGCUCGUCUGCUGUGCUGUGCAGGCUGGUAUCUGUGGCUGGUUUGUUCAAGAAGGGCCCUCGCUGUCUGAACACAUGGCAACUAUGAAAAUAAACUUUGUGAGAGCAUUUCUGUCAUGUCCAGUGUUACCCUUGUCCGGAUUUGCUUUAAUGCAAGGUUUCAACGGCGCAAUGGCCCUCAUAUCAUUCAUGUGCACCUUCAUGGCAGUAAAGCCUCUUCAUCAGUACAACCUUGCGAGGGACAUCACCUUUUCCUCGCUGAUCUACUGUGUGAUUUGGGUGACCUUUAUUCCGAUCUACAUAGGCUUGGAUGACAAGUACAGGUCUAUUGUCCACAUUUGCUUUGUGCUGAUAAGCAACUUCGGACUGGUGGCAGCCUACUACUUCCCAAAAUGCUACUUGCUGUUGAGAAGACCUGAGCUCAAUACAGCAGACCACUUCUGUACCUUCCUAGAGGGGGUCCCACCAACACCAGCUCAGAAAGAACCAGAGACACAGACCGAAUCAGAGCAAUAAACCAAAGUGCAGUUUUAUGUAUAAAAACUCAAAGUAUGUAAGAAUCACAUAUUGUGUAAAAUUUACAUUUGCAUGCUUUGAAUGUGAACAAAUAAUGUUUGUGAAUUUAACUAACUUGUGCCUGCAGUACAGGCUGUAAAACAUACCGUACAUUUGGUAUAAUAAGUUGACUUGUAAUGUAAUAUGAAGCAAUAAUCAUGGAAAACACAAGCUCAUGUACAAAAACACAGGGACAGUACAUUAUACAACUUAAAUGUACAUUUUCUAUAUUUGCAUUAUGAU